Messenger RNA from Mytilinidion resinicola, 525 nucleotides. RefSeq lists its product as uncharacterized. The coding region runs from base 1 to 525 and encodes 174 amino acids. The record is from RefSeq and is a predicted model, not a curated record. NCBI's taxonomy places the organism in Eukaryota, Fungi, Ascomycota, Dothideomycetes, Mytilinidiales, Mytilinidiaceae. The transcript has 3 exons.
AUGGCAGAGGCCAGCGGGACCAAGGAGACCACUCACCAGAAGUCCGAUGGUGACGAACAAGCCCGCAAGUAUCCGAGUUCAUUGCGAAGUCCGUGGGUCCAUGGUGAACGGGAGAGGCGCCAACGAAAAGACCUCGCCGACCCAGGAUCAGACGAGAAUGCUGAAAAGGAAAACACAUACUCCACCAUGACCUUGGCCAUGGAUGACCAAAGCCCAUAUCCGCGACCUGGGUGUCGAAAGCACGGCAGUGGACGCAGCAAGACAUUUCCAGGACAGCUCUGCACACUGAGUAUGUAUUUCAUCGAAGAGGCUAGGAAGAUCGAACGAGAUUCGUCGAGGCGGCUCGACCGGAGAGGAAAUGGGGAUGAGGUCGAAAGUCAAAGACUGCAAACCAAGAUUGAUCAGUACGAGAUGGCGAAAAUGCAAGAAGUUGGAGCUUACCAAGAUCAAGAGUUGUUGCAAAACUGGACCAAGCUGAAGCGGUUGUUCGAGGAAGCCCGCGACUGUAUUGUCGAAGUUCGCUGA